AUGAGUAUAGUUGGAGAACCCCCGAAGCGGGCAAAAAUUGACUAUGCAAUGGCAUUCGAUAACGUCGACCUCGAGAAGGUAAAGUUCCCCCAUGAUGACCCCUUAGUAAUUACACCAGUGAUUGGAAACUCGUCCGUAAAGAGAGUGCUCAUUGAUAAUGGAGCCUCGGUGGAUAUCUUGUUCUAUGAUGCCUAUGAAAAGAUGGGAUACUCCGAUACUCAACUAACACCCUCGGACAUGCCGAUAUAUGGCUUCAACAAUGUGGAAACCAAGAUUGAAGGCAUGAUCCAACUCCCUGUAACUAUGGGUACCGAACCUAGGCAAGCCACAUGUAUGAUAAAUUUCUUGGUUGUUAAAGCCUCGUCGACCUAUAAUGCCAUCCUUGGGAGGACGGGGAUACACGCUUUUAACGCAAUCCCAUCCACUUACCACAUGAAGAUUAAAUUCCCGACUAGGAACGAAAUUGGAGAAGAAUUAGGAGAUCAGAAAAUGGCCUGCAGCUGUUAUAUUGGGGCACUAAGAUCUGGAGGAACUGGGGGGCAAGUACUACCCAUAGAGGAUCUCGAUGUCCGAGAAGAGGAAGAAAGAAGAGGCAAGCCCGCCGAGGACUUGAUUCCAAUCUCAUUGUAUACUGAGGAACCCGAAAAGGUUACUUAUAUUGGAGCCUUACUUCAGGAAGACUUGAGGCAGGAACUAAUGAGGUUCUUGAGGAACAAUCGUGAGUUUUUGCUUGGACAGCGGCUGACAUGCCAGUUAUUGAUCCCUUAUUCAUGA
Daucus carota subsp. sativus is the source of this 774-nucleotide messenger RNA. RefSeq lists its product as uncharacterized. The coding region runs from base 1 to 774 and encodes 257 amino acids. Lineage: Eukaryota; Viridiplantae; Streptophyta; Magnoliopsida; Apiales; Apiaceae. The record is from RefSeq and is a predicted model, not a curated record. The transcript has a single exon.